AUGUCAGCCCCCCAAGGAUCAGGAUCAGGAUCAGGAUCUGGCUCCCAUUCUAGCAUAGGCCCACGAUACUAUGUUGGACCCUUCGGCCGUAUGUUACCCACCACAGAUGGCCCAUCAUCGGAGCAGCAACCCGAGCUUCCAGCUAAUUUACAAGUAUCCGGGGAUCUCCCAUACCAGCUUCCACCUCCACGUGUACCGGCUAGUUUACAAUUUGGAUCUGAUCCAUUUCCGCGGCGACAAGACAGUCCCCAGGGCAAAGACGGUGGACCACAGCACCAGAAGCCAGAGCAACUUCCUUCCGUGAGUCAAAUACUCACACCAAUACCGGGCGCCAAUUCACCACAAUAUCCUCAACCAUUUGCAAUUUCAACAUCCAAUACAGGACGUCGAGCAUCUGCAUACCCACCUCGCCAUCAUGAUCCGAAUUUCCAGGUUUCGCCAACCUCUGUACAUGAUAGAGGCCGUGCCGAAUCUCUCCCUCAACCGCAUACUAGCCUGCCUUCAAUGUCACAAGUGACUCUGCAUGGCCAUGGAGGUAUAAGAAACCACACACCCACAAGGAGUGAUCCAUCUUCUGCAUCUUUCCCACACGGCCAGUUACCCUUUCACACCACAUCCUCACAUGGUCAAGUACCAAGUGGGGAGCAACCAUCACCGGAAAGUUCAAACCGGUUACUUAACCAGCCCCUCCGGCCUCAUGUGGUAGAUGAGCGAGUAAUUGACGGGGAACUCUGCUUCCUAUAUGCAGAUGGAUCCUUCUGCCCCAAAUUCAUCGAUGGUACACCCGUCAACGCAAAUUGGGGCAUAACGAAGGCUGGCAGGCCGAGAAAACGUCUUGGACUUGCCUGCCUGACCUGCCGCGAGAAGAAGAUCAAGUGUAAUCCUAACCCAACUCUCGAGGCCGUAUGUGACCAAUGCCGUAAAUCUGGACGUGAAUGCAGGUUCGAAAGUGCCCCGCGGGGGAACCGUCCUCCGAUGAGGGGGUCAGUAGGGCCAUCUAGCAGACCCGAUCCUUACGGCCGCGCUAGCCACGGUUCUUUGGACGUUUCUCCGUCACUUUACGACAAUAAUCGAGCUUCGGACAGUGCGACCUCCCUUCCUGGGACUACUGGCCAUUCACCGAUCUCAGAAGGCUCAUUGCUGACGGCAUCAGGCCAAGAAGCCACAUAUGAGAACAUGGCUGAGGCGGACAGGGCUUUAAGAUCUCGAUUCCACCGAUUCCCACAGUCCUUACUAGGCGCAGAUGACACCAUCGGACGACCACCGUCGGCACAUAUCGAGUCUACUCGUUCGCCCGAGUACUCUGACAUUUUGGGGGAACUCAAGGACAGCAACAAGUCAGACGACCCACUCGCGGCGUCAUGGCACCUAGACCCGUAUGAAACCGAUCCAGAAGCGGCGAUGCACUACACUGAACGUUAUUUCUUGCACAUGAAUGACGGUCUGUACCACAUAUUCCCACAUUCACGAUUCAGCUUGUGGUUGAAGACCUACCCCACCAAGUCUGCGGAUGACAAGAUGCUCCUUUAUUCUAUGAUGGCUCUUGGGUCUGUAUUCUCAGACAGGCCAGAUAAAAUGGCAGCAAUGAAGCGAUAUGCUCGCAUAGCCCGCUUUGCCAUUAACAGAAGCCAGCAUAUCCUCUCUUUGCAACUUGCUCAGAGCCAUAUCAUAAUGAGUCUUUGGUACUAUGCUACAGGGUCGCUUGUCGGGUCUUGGGACUCAAUAGGCGCAGCGGGUAGAGCGGUGUUUGGGCUUCGUUACAACGUGGAAUCUGGCGGUAUUGUUGUGGAUCAAAGUCAGAUAUGUGACUACGGGUUACAUCCACAGGCCUUGAUGGAGUGCCGACGGAGAACCUUUUGGAUUGCCUUUGUGCUUGAUCGCUUCUCAAGCCUUUAUACUGCUUCGUCGACUUUCAUCUCGUCAGAUGCAGCCUUGCUGAGGCUUCCCUGCCGAGAAGAAAUCUACGAGACUCAGCAGUACGCGACGGUUCCCUAUUUGCAAUCAUUCCUUAACCAUAUCCCGGCCUCCACGGGCGAUGAUCGUUCCACCCUAAGCCCAAUGGCCUUUUUAAUCGAGAUCAUGGCUAUCUGGGGAGAGAUCUCCCUACAUAUAACCAGAUUACCACACAUCCCGGCCGAAGCAUAUAACCGACUCGCUGAAGAAUUCCACACAACCAUCAUCCAAAAAUCCAACCAAUGGAUGACCCGACUCCCCGAAUACCUGGCGUUCUCAUCCACAAACCUAGAGCGAAGUCUUCGACAAAGAAAAGCAGAUACCUUUAUCUCAAUUCAUUUGUUCUACCACGCCAGCUUGUUGAAGCUGUAUAGACACGCCCGCUACCAGAGCCUCCGACCCGAAAUCCUAGGCCAGUACAUCCACCGCGCUCGAUACCACGCCGUGGAAAUCCUCCGUAUCUCUCUUACCUUUGACCAAUACGCCAAAAGAAUCAUUCCUUCAAGACUUAGCACAGAGCCUCCCAUGUCCCACUCGACCCUCCUGAACCCAUUCCUCGGCUACGUCAUUCUAUCAGCGAUAGAUGUUCUCAGCUCCGCGGGUCUGGCAUCUCAGCUAAACGAGUGCAUUGCUUAUAUUAGAGGCGCACUAGAGACUGUUCAUGAACUCGGUCGCUAUUGGGAUAGCUCUUUGAAACUGGUCACCGUUCUUCACAGACGUCUCGGUCUGAUGAUCAACUGUAUGAAUGACCCCGGCGUCUUUACAGAGAAACAGGGUUUUGCUCUCGAUGGCACCCCGCUUGAGACGAAGGUCCAUGCUGGCGCUUUGCAUUCUCCUCUACCUAUGGCAAUGGGUGAGGAUCUUUUUACCGGUUCGAUGCCUAGAGAGGUGCUUUUGAAUGCUCUACGGCUUGAUGAGACGCUCAUCUCUAAGGGUGAUAUUGCUUGGAUUAGAGAUCCAUGA
Molecule: messenger RNA, 2916 nt
Organism: Penicillium vulpinum
Lineage: Eukaryota; Fungi; Ascomycota; Eurotiomycetes; Eurotiales; Aspergillaceae
Product: Zn(II)2Cys6 transcription factor
Exons: 3
Coding region: 1-2916 (971 amino acids)
Biological process (GO): DNA-templated transcription; regulation of DNA-templated transcription
Cellular component (GO): nucleus
Molecular function (GO): zinc ion binding; DNA binding; DNA-binding transcription factor activity, RNA polymerase II-specific
Source: RefSeq, a predicted model, not a curated record